This is a messenger RNA of Pristis pectinata (smalltooth sawfish), 4734 nucleotides long. Its product is annotated as phosphatidylinositol-binding clathrin assembly protein-like. Lineage: Eukaryota; Metazoa; Chordata; Chondrichthyes; Rhinopristiformes; Pristidae. Bases 396 to 2387 code for a protein of 663 amino acids. Gene Ontology annotation, biological process: synaptic vesicle budding from presynaptic endocytic zone membrane; clathrin-dependent endocytosis; clathrin coat assembly. The record is from RefSeq and is a predicted model, not a curated record. The transcript is spliced from 21 exons. Gene Ontology annotation, molecular function: 1-phosphatidylinositol binding; phosphatidylinositol-4,5-bisphosphate binding; SNARE binding. Gene Ontology annotation, cellular component: clathrin-coated vesicle; clathrin-coated pit; synaptic vesicle.
GCGGCCGGCCCGAAGGGGCAGGGAGGGAGGGAGCUCCGAAACCCUCGCCAAACACCGCUGGCCUUCCCGUCAAAUACCCCCAAAUCAGAUAUGCUUGAAAAUUCCACCUGCUCUCUCUGUUAGCCGCGCUAGUUUUUUCUCCCCGAGGAAAUAAAACCCAUUUUUUUUUGUGGAACAAUUCGAUCUCGCUCACGGAAAGGGGCAUAAAAUUUGUUGAAUCCGAUAAGUUUUUUCUUCCCCCCCCUAAAUUCAAGUGUCUUGUCAUCGCUUGGUUUUUGUUUCUUGGGGGUGGGGGGACCGAGGGGUCCUGAAGAUUUUUUGGAACAUCUUCCGUGCUAUUUUGUCGCCGUAUUUGGUCAGAGUGUAGCGUCUCUACCCAAAGGAGGGAUCGGAUCAUGUCGGGCCAGUCGAUCACGGACCGGAUCACCGCGGCCCAGCACAGCGUCACCGGCUCGGCCGUUACCAAGGCGGCGUGUAAGGCCACCACACACGAGGUGAUGGGCCCCAAGAAGAAGCACCUUGACUAUUUGAUCCAAUGUACCAAUGAGAUGAAUGUGAACAUACCACAGAUGGCAGAUACUUUAUUUGAGAGGGCAACCAACAGCAGCUGGGUUGUGGUGUUUAAAGCAUUAACCACCACACAUCAUUUGAUGAUGUAUGGGAAUGAGCGGUUUAUCCAGUAUUUGGCUUCAAGAAACACAUUGUUCAACUUGAAUAACUUUUUGGAUAAAAGUGCUAUGCAAGGAUAUGAUAUGUCGACUUUCAUCAGACGGUAUAGCAGAUACCUUAAUGAAAAAGCACUCUCCUACAGACUAAUGGCAGUUGACUUCACUAAAAUGAAAAGAGGGACGGAUGGAGUAAUGAGAACAAUGAAUACAGAGAAAUUGCUGAAGACACUGCCUCUAAUACAGAAUCAACUUGAUGCACUCUUAGAUUUUGAUGCAAAUCCUAAUGAACUAACUAAUGGAGUAAUAAAUGCUGCCUUCAUGCUACUGUUCAAAGAUUCCAUCAGGCUUUUUGCUGCCUACAAUGAAGGGAUCAUCAACUUACUGGAGAAAUACUUCGAUAUGAAGAAAAAUCAGUGCAAGGAGGCCCUGGACAUCUAUAAAAAGUUUUUGGCCAGAAUGACAAAGCUGUCUGAAUUUCUCAAAACUGCAGAGCAAGUUGGAAUUGAUCAGGGUGACAUUCCAGAUCUAUCUCAGGCUCCAAGCAGUCUCCUUGAAGCACUGGAGCAGCAUCUGGCAUCUCUGGAAGGAAAAAAGACAAAAGAACUCUCUGCAGCAAACAGAGCAACGACCCUAUCGAAUGCAGUUUCCACUCUUUCCAAUACAGGGAUGUCUUUGAGUAAAGUCGAUGAGCGGGAAAAGCAAGCAGCUCUGGAAGAGGAGCAAGCUAGACUACAAGCUCUCAAGGAACAGCGGCAUAAAGAGGUACCAAUACAACCCCAGUCUGUAACUGCAUCCACCACUGUGUCUCCAAGCUCCACAUCAGGGAAGAGUAUCAAUACCACAACAGCAGUUGAUCUAUUCUCAGUAGCCACACCAGUAACAAGUACUAACAGUGCACCCAGUCUUUCCAAUGAUAUCUUCAAUCUGCAGUCAGCUUUUGUACCAACAGUGCAGAACACCCCAGCAAUAUCAACCUCAGUAGCUAAUGCCUGGGGAGAUGUAUUCAACUCUUUUGCUGAACCAAGUCCUGCUACAUCUACAAAAAUUGAACAUUUUCCUGAGGUAGACAUCUUUGAUGCAGAUUCUUUCAGCUCAAAAGGAUCAGCUUCUGUUCCUGAAGUUAUUUCUACCCAUGAUCCCUUUCUUGGGUUUACUCCUCAACCUGUCCCUCAGAUGAUUGUUCCAACAACAAUGAACGUGGACUUUGACUCAGUGUUUGGAUCCAAGUUGGGUGUCAGUGAAGCCCAGAAUGCAAGCGGUUUUGGUCAACCAGGUGAAAUGUUGAUGCCAACUCUCCUUGCCAAAAAUCAGACAGCGCCACCAUCAGUGAGCCAACAGAAUAACAAGCUAUUAGCCACUGACUUGGAUUCAUCCCUCGCUAACCUUGUGGGCAAUUUGAAUUUUGGAGGAACCCCAAUGAAAAAAAUGGAUCAGCAGUGGACCCAGAGUGGAGAAAAGAAAUUGACAGGAGGAACAAAUUGGCAACCAAAGACCACUACAUCGACCUCCUGGAGUGUAGCACCAAUGAAUGUCCCUCCGAUGGUGUCGCCCCCAAUAUCUUUCCCAGUGUCAACACCUCAAGUGCCUAUGUAUGGAAUGGUACCUGCAAUGGGAACUGUGCCUGUGGUAGCACAACAGCCAAUGAUGUAUCCUCAGGCCGUAAUGAGGGCAACUAAUCCUUUUGCACCAGUUAAUGGAGCUCAGUUGCAGUUCAUGUAGAGACAACAAAGAUGUAUCAACACAAAGUUUUCAGUAAGCACCAAAUAUCUGGAUGAAGGCAGAUGAAAACAGACCAAGACUUGGGGCUUAUUCAUCAUUUUAAAAAUCUCAUUGAAUUUACAUUAUCUUACUGCUUCCUAAUCUAACUUUUUAAUGGAGAAAUGCUGAAUGGAAAACAGUCCGAUCUGUGUUGAAUGAUCAUUAUCUGAGUGAGCAGGCUUGAAAUGAUGUUUAUAUUUAUUGACCUGUUCAGGGCAGUUUCUUUUCUUGCUGAACGUAAUUGGAACAACUCUUGAAUCUAGUCACAUGGACAUAAAAGUUACCAGUAAUAUUAACAAGUAAAUGGAAACCUGAAGAGGAAUCAUUGGAUUCAGACAUAUUCCUAAGCAAUUCUUAGAUCCUGUCAGGCUGCUUGAAUUGGUUAUUAACCUACUACCAGAUAAGUAUUUCAAUGCACAACAUUGAAAAUUAAAGUUUAUAUUGACAGUUGUUUACUUCCCUGUUCUUUUGAUCAGCUUGAGAGGAUUGCAUCCUUUUGUGACUGGGUGCAUUGUAAUACAUGAUUUUGUUUUUGUCAGGCACAGUUACUGGGGAAUAUCAUUGUGCUUUGCUGUGCAUAAAGUGAGUAUUAAUUUUACAGUAUGUGUGAAAAGAAAGUAUAAUACAUGUGUGUGGUGUUUAUUUUGGGCAACUGCAAAUCAUGAAAUGAGCAUUUUUAAAAAGUUGUCACCAACCUUUCUUGAUAUUAAAGAUAAGACUGUAGAAAUUGAGCAUUAUCGAAUUAAUGCAAACCAGGUGAAGAGAAGAAAUACGUAACACCCAACUUCUGCUUAAUGGAUCUCGGGUAUGGUUUAAUUAGAAUGUCCUAUUAUGAAUACAUCUGAAAUUGAAUUUGCCUAACAGCACGAAUAUCUGAGGGGUUAGUGUGAGCUGGCUUUGGUUGCCCACAGAAAAAAUUGUGCAAUACCAUCGCAAUUGUAUCACUUGGAAUAUCUGUUGAAAGCACCAUAUGCAUUUAAAGCAACUGCAACCAAGUUACUUAUCAGAUUCUGAAUGUGUGUACAUUUGCUGCAAGGUCCUUGUAUCCAUAAAAUUUUAAAAGAUUAACAUUAUAGCUCUAUUUAGUUAAGGAUUCUCUAAUGAAAGUGGAUUCUCUUAUUUGACACACCCCAUUGAUUAUACUGAAGGUGCUCAUGACAGGUUUUCUGUUGACAGAUUUUCUGUUGACUGAUGAAAUUUGAUGUGAUUCCUCUUCUCCAACUCCCCUUUCCUUCUCCAACUCCAGAUUGGGUUUAUGGUAAUAUUACACUGUUAACUAACUCUGUUUACAAAUAACUUUCACUGUAACUUUGAUUUUUUGAGGAUAUAUUGCAAACCAAAUACAUUUUUAAAAGGACAGCUCAGCACUGGAAUUACAGAAAUGUUGUAUGGUAAAAAUUGAUUAACGAAAAGCAGGCUAAGCAAAUGCAGAUGUUGAUGUAGUAGCAUUGUGCUGUAUCAAAUUAUGUAAUACAAAAGGUUCUAAUUAUAGGAAAGAUGAACAAAAAAAAACAGGCAUUAAGUGGGAUUGAGUACUAUCUGCGUUGUGUUGAUACUGAUUUGCAAAGCUCUGGGGAUCUAUUUAAUCUCAAUUUCAUGGUAUUCUUCUCACCCGUUUUGAUUCAGUUCUGAUUCCAUGAAGUAAUGGAUUUCAGAAGGAUCAAUGGGUAUCCUGUUUCACGUUGCCCUAAGUAUUAGGAUCACCAGUUCAGUCAGCAACCUUAAUAAGCAGCUACUGAAUAACCUUUGGAAAAUUUUCUUCUCCCACCCUUUACUUCCCAAAGUAGAAAUAAUUAUAGAUGAACACCUAACUCGCCUCGAGCAAGUUAGCCUAUGUUUAGGGCUUAAUGAUUGAUUUUCCCAAACUUGAAAUAGUAGAUUUCCCCUUCCCCAUCAUAUUGCAUUACUUGGUGUUUUGCAUCUAAGAUGAAAAUCCUUUCUGAUAAGAUGCCUGUUAAAGUAAGUUGGAUUAUGAAUGUUUUAUAAAUCUGUGCCAACUCAAUAUUAUCCAUUAGUAGCUAUUGAGUCUUUACAAUUUCUAAAUAAGAAUCUGCUGAAGUAAGUGAACUUUGAUAUACAUAUCUUACUCUGAACUUACAAUAGCAACUCAAUGUUUGUUCAAAUUUAUGCGAUUAUUUUACUUUAAAUUUAAUAACAUUUUGACAAAUCAGGAAAAACUACUUUCCAUUGUUAUUUUAAUUGCCUUUUAAUGUCAGUUUUUCCAUCUAAAUUUUAAUAUAUGACUUAAAAAUUGCAAACACUGAAGUCUCUUCUAUGUAAGGGACAAUUAAAUAUCAUUGUGACUAUC